This is a messenger RNA of Sitophilus oryzae (rice weevil), 1011 nucleotides long. RefSeq lists its product as uncharacterized. The transcript has a single exon. Lineage: Eukaryota; Metazoa; Arthropoda; Insecta; Coleoptera; Curculionidae. The record is from RefSeq and is a predicted model, not a curated record. The coding region runs from base 1 to 1011 and encodes 336 amino acids.
AUGACUAGUGAAAAUUAUUCUUGUGAUAAUCAGGUUUUAUUUCAAACUGCUGAAAUAAAUGUUUUAGAUGCUAAUGGCAUGUGGCGGACAUGCAGAGCUCUUUUGGAUGGUGCAAGUCAAUGUAAUUUUAUUACAGAUUCGUGUUGUCAGAGGUUAGGUUUAGAACAGCUAGAUUUACCUUACACAGUUUCUGGUGUUGGACAAGUGGUAUCAAAUUUGAAACAUAAAUGUCAAGUGUCUAUUAAGUCAAAGCAAGGUCCAUUUAAAACCGAGUUAUCUUGUGUUGUGAUUCCUAAAAUUAGUGGUGAGUAUCCUACGCUGAAAUUUGAUAGUUCUAAGUGGAAUAUCCCUCGGACAAUUGCUCUAGCGGAUCCAAACUUUAAUCAGCCUGGAGAAAUAGAUUUGUUACAUGGCGGUGGUAUUUAUUUAAGUCUUCUUUGUGUAAGACAAAUUUCUUUAGGCAGUCAAAAGCCAAUUUUGCAAAAAAACAGAUUUGGUUGGGUUGUUGGUGGUGAGUGUAAAAGUAUUUACGAUAAUCCUUAUAAGUGCUAUUUGUCAUUUAAUUCAAAUUUACAAAAUCAGUUAAAAUUGUUUUGGGAGAUUGAAGAGGUCACUAGUAAUGAGAAAGUUUUAUCGAUAGAAGAGAGAGAGUGCGAAGAAAUCUUUGUUAAGACGACUAGUAGAGAUAAGGAUGGGCGAUUCGUAAUCCAGAUUCCCUUUAAAGAUUCUGUUUCAAAUUUAGGAAAUUCGAGAGAAAUUGCUAAGAAAAGAUUUCGUGCUUUGGAAUUCAAGCUUUCAAAAGAUUCAAGUCUUCGAGAAAAAUAUGUAAAUUUUAUGAGUGAGUAUCAUAGUUUGGGUCAUAUGGAAGAGAUAAAAUUAAAAACAGUUUCUGAUAAUUCUGUGGAUUAUUAUUUUCCUCAUCAUGGUGUUUGGAAUGAGAAUAGUCCUACUACCAAGUUAAGAGUAGUGUUUAAUGGAUCCUUCAUCCUUCAGAUAAUGGUGUUUCACUAA